This is a messenger RNA of Anarrhichthys ocellatus (wolf-eel), 2760 nucleotides long. Its product is annotated as solute carrier family 12 member 2-like. Lineage: Eukaryota; Metazoa; Chordata; Actinopteri; Perciformes; Anarhichadidae. The transcript is spliced from 5 exons. The record is from RefSeq and is a predicted model, not a curated record. Gene Ontology annotation, biological process: sodium ion homeostasis; cell volume homeostasis; potassium ion homeostasis. Gene Ontology annotation, molecular function: sodium:potassium:chloride symporter activity; ammonium channel activity. Gene Ontology annotation, cellular component: apical plasma membrane. Bases 751 to 1176 code for a protein of 141 amino acids.
AUGUUUUAGAUGUUUAUUAUUUAAAAAAACAAAAUCUCCAAUGCAUUAUCUGGCGAUUAGGAAAAGUGUGCUAAACCUUUUUAGUUCUGAGCAGGCAGGUACAUCGGCCUUCCCUUCUCCAAACUAUCGUCAUUUUAUUUAUAUCUAAUUCAUAAAGCCACUAACACGGUCAAGCUCUAUUUGGACGGCCGCUGUCAACAGGUCGGCACAGAGGCAUGGAGCUCUGGAAGCAGUGAAGACGGCAAAUCAAUCCCUCCAGCUGUUAGGAAGAUCAAAUCUAUUAGUGAGGCGUUGAUCAGUGGAGCUGAAGGAGCCAAUAUGUUGACGUGACUCAUUCUUUACUGGCACAAUGAUGCUUGGCGUCUCGCUGUCAGCCCAGCGGGGUGUAAAGAUGUGAACAACCAGAGGCAUGACUCGUGUUCAAGACACUGUGGCAUGUGACACAUGCUCAUCGCCGUCACGUCAGCUGCUCCUAUGCUCGGACUAAGCUGUUGUUUCAGAGUCCAGUGAUCUCGCUCUGGAUGACAAUGUCUGUAUUCUCUACCUUUGAACAUCCACCAAGUGAGAGCCAGCAGGUGUUUAGUGUUGACGUGACCGAAGCUCCGUGCUGAGAAGCCGUUUGAUGUGUCCCCUCCAGGUCUGACCCUGCUGAUCCCCUACCUGCUGACCAACAAGAAGAGGUGGAAGGACUGCAAGAUCCGCGUCUUCAUUGGAGGCAAGAUCAACAGGAUCGACCAUGACCGCCGAGCGAUGGCCACUCUGCUGAGCAAGUUCAGGAUAGACUUCUCAGACAUCACCGUGCUGGGAGACAUAAACACCAAGCCCAAGAAGGAGCACGUGUCGGCCUUCGAGGAGAUGAUCGAGCCGUAUCGGCUGAAGGAAGACGACAUGGAGCAGGAGGCGGCCGAGAGGCUGAAGGACAGCGAGCCCUGGAGGAUCACCGACAACGAACUGGAGCUCUACCGCGCCAAGACUAAUCGUCAGAUCAGACUCAACGAGCUGCUGAAGGAGCACUCAAGCACAGCCAACCUCAUCGUCAUGAGUCUGCCACUGGCCAGGAAGGGCGCGGUGUCCAGCGCUCUGUACAUGGCCUGGCUGGAGGUGUUGUCCAAGGACCUGCCUCCCAUCCUCCUGGUGCGCGGCAACCACCAGAGUGUCCUCACCUUCUACUCUUAAAUACACACGGAGAACAAAAGUGUUUAAGUCUCACAUCCCUUCUGCUGCCUCUGGGAGCAGACACACACACACACAUCCCAGCUCCAGUCCAGACCUAAGGUGCACCACAUACACUCCAGAGACGAUAAAAAAACACAGCCACUGAUGGAAACAACGCUGGUAAUAUGAAUAAAAGUGAAGGAAGUGAUAUUGGUUGGAGAUGUGUAAAAGCGUGGGGGGUUGUAAGGUUGCCCACUCUGCUCCUUUCUUUCUAUUUAUUCCAAGAUGUCUGAGUUUUUUCUCUUGUAGCUCUAGUUUCUCUAUUUCCUUAUGACAUUUUUUCAUUUUUGACAAAGUUGAUUGCUCUCAGGCUCCAAAGCAGUCACGCACGAUGUUCUCAUUGUCGUUCUCACAAUAUGGAGUAUCUUGAUGUCAUACUCGUCACGUUAAUUUGACCUUUUUCUUUUCUUUUUUUGUGAUGCAGCAAUAAUCACCCUGUUGUUAUCGUUAAAAUUUGGGAGAGAACCGUGCAGAAUGCUUUGCAACACCCUCUAAAGCCUUAUGGAUGUGCCUUCCAGUUGAAUCAGAUGAAAUAAUUAUAAUCUAUCCAGAUUGACAAUAUUACCUAUUAUAUUAGUGAAUACUAGUUUAGUUAUAUUGAGUUUUAAAUGUGACUCCUUAGUGGGAGCAUUGUAUUUAUGCGAGUGGAUUGCAUGGAUUUAAUGAAGGGUGUCCACUUGAUUGCAUGAAGACUUUCUGUCAUUUCUCUUUUCACCCUGAUCAAUAAGUUUAUUUCGGGCCAUAGCGGUUUUUCAUUAUUUUUUAUUCACCUUUUGAGUCUUCCUUUUAAAGCUGUUGAAUAUUUACGAUAGCCUUGUCUUUUAGGCGCUGUGCCUAAAAAUGUUGUUAUGGGUCUGAAAUUUAAGAUCUUCUUGUUUGUGAACGUAGUUUUCCCACCAGCCUCGGCAGGUGGAGACACUCUCCUGACUGACUGAAUGAAUGAAGGCUCUUUUUUUUUUCUUUUUUUUUUUUAGCAACUUGUGUGUUUCUGUGUCCACAUGUAUGGUUCUUCCCCUGAGUAAGAAACUGCUCUACCCAAUAAGCUAGCUAAAACCUUGCCUUAAUGCUAGAACUAACGAUUGUCACGAGUUCCUUUUCUCUUAUAAGCCAUACUGGCUGGACAGUUUGUGGGUAAAUGCAGAUAGCGACCCGCUGGUUACAUGUCACGAGAAGUGUUUCAGCACAGUUGUUCUUCUUUACUGUAUACGCAUCCUUAUUUCCUUCCCGUAGUCCACCUGCAUUAGUCUGUUACAUCGCUUGCUGUGUGCUGCUGGCGAAGUGGUCACUCAACAGAUAGUAACGGGCACCACUUUGCCAGAGUUGGUGCCACAGCAGACUUGUUGCUUGUUUGCCAUCUGCUGGUCUCCCGUUCCUAUGAAGCCUUUGAUGGGCAGAGAGAGCGACCGACACACGAGCUUCACACUGGAACACUUGCUGGCAGGAAGAAUGUGACUUUAGAUUGUGUCAUGGCUGAGUGAACAUAUACCUCUAUGCAUAUGAGCUUGUUGCGAAAUUCCUUGUAAUAAAAGUCCAUGUCCAUGUGAA